AUGGCGUGGUUGUACGACCAUUUAUUUGGAGACGAGGACCCAUGGGCGCCUAAUAUUAAUGAGUAUAACGGUGCAUUUUACACAGAACCGGACUAUGAGUAUGAGGGAGUAGCUGACACCCCGCCAGACCACAUACACGGGUCGGGUGAUGAUGACCCUAAUUUUCAUACACCUGGGGGUCCAUCUGACUAUAAUCCGGACAGCACACAAAGUGAAGACCCUGGCCGUGCGUCUCAAGGCUUGUAUCAAACCAACCAGGGUUUUCAGGCUGAAGAGGAGUUGGUUAGAUGGGCCAGCCAAGUAGGUUUAGUGAACGUGUACGUUCUCGUGACACGGCGUUCAUCUAGAGGUCGGAGUGACAGGGUCAUAAGGGUGGAGAUUGCAUGCACCCAGGGAGGCAAGCGCAGAACCUCCGCCAAAAAAAGACGUAGCGGUACCCAAAAAACAAAUUGUCCGGUCCUUCUGGUAGGCCUAUAUAAACCAUGUGAAGGUGUAUGGCGACUAGAGGUGAGAGACGAUACACAUAACCACGACCCGGCAAAGUUUCUGGAGACCCACGUAUUUGCUAGGAGGAUGACCCCGGAUCAAGUCAAUACGGUGGGGACGUUACAAGGACAUGGUCUCCAUCCACGUAAAAUAUUUUCAGCCGUGCGGAAAUUGUUUCCCGCAUCUCAUGUGAUUUGGAAAGACAUAAACAACACCAGCAAUAAGAUAAAGCAAGGGAAAAAAUAG
This is a messenger RNA of Erigeron canadensis, 732 nucleotides long. RefSeq lists its product as uncharacterized. The transcript is spliced from 3 exons. The record is from RefSeq and is a predicted model, not a curated record. Gene Ontology annotation, cellular component: mitochondrion. Gene Ontology annotation, biological process: thymine catabolic process; L-valine catabolic process. Gene Ontology annotation, molecular function: methylmalonate-semialdehyde dehydrogenase (acylating, NAD+) activity; malonate-semialdehyde dehydrogenase (acetylating, [NAD(P)+]) activity. NCBI's taxonomy places the organism in Eukaryota, Viridiplantae, Streptophyta, Magnoliopsida, Asterales, Asteraceae. Bases 1 to 732 code for a protein of 243 amino acids.